AUGUCUGAAGCAGCUUCGGAAAUCACCUGGCUUAGUCAUGUGAUGAAGGAUUUGGGCAUCUCUCUUAUGCGGACUCCACUUUUGUACUGUGACAAUCUCUCGUCAAUCUAUCUCACGGCUAAUCCAGCGUCCCAUAAACGGUCGAAACAUUUUGAGACACACCACCACUAUGUGAGGGAACGUGUUGCUCUUGGUCUAUUAGAGGUGAAGCAUCUUUCAUCUCAUAUGCAGAUUGCAGACAUUUUCACUAAGUCCUUGCCCAUUACAGCGUUUGAGUCACUUCGAUACAAACUCGGUGUAGAUGUUCCACCCACACCAAGUUUGAGAGGGGCUAAUAACAGAACAAUGCAGAGUGGAGAGGAGAAGCAAGUGAGGCAAGGUGAAAAUGUGAAAACCGAAGUAUUAAAGCCCAAGUUGAGUAGUCAAGAGACAAAGCCCAUCAGAGAGUCCAUGAAUGCUCAACGGCUAGUUUCACAAACAGAGGAUACGGUAGAGAUUGCAGGGAAAAGAGAUAAAGCCGAUAAACUAGCAAAAGCAAAAGUAACCUAA
Molecule: messenger RNA, 549 nt
Organism: Microthlaspi erraticum
Lineage: Eukaryota; Viridiplantae; Streptophyta; Magnoliopsida; Brassicales; Brassicaceae
Source: the annotation of a GenBank genome assembly